Messenger RNA from Drosophila ananassae, 669 nucleotides. RefSeq lists its product as uncharacterized. The record is from RefSeq and is a predicted model, not a curated record. NCBI's taxonomy places the organism in Eukaryota, Metazoa, Arthropoda, Insecta, Diptera, Drosophilidae. The transcript has a single exon. Gene Ontology annotation, molecular function: nucleic acid binding. Gene Ontology annotation, biological process: DNA integration. The coding region runs from base 1 to 669 and encodes 222 amino acids.
AUGGGCGAUCUUCCGAAGGAGAGAGUGAAAGGUUAUCAAGUCUUCUAUGUAACCGGCAGCGAUUUUUGCGGUCCUUUCUUCUAUAAGUCGGAGGUUCGCAACAAGGCUUCCAUAAAAUGUUACAUUAGCGUCUUCAUUUGUUUCACGAUAAAGGCCGUCCAUUUAGAGCUGGUGAGGGAUCUGUCCACCGCCGCCUUUCUGCAUGCACUGAGGAGAUUUGUUUCUAUCAGGAAGAAGCCUCGACAGAUCUGGUCCGACAACGCCACCAAUUUCGUUGGAGCCAAAAAUCAGUUGAGCGAAUUAAAGAGACUAUUUCUUAGCGACGAGCACCAGAGAGCUGUCUUGAAUUUUUUCCUUGCAGAAUCCAUUGAGUGGAAGUUUAUCCCUCCCCGUUCUCCCCACUUUGGCGGCUUGUGGGAAGCUGCUGUUAAGACUGCCAAGUACCAUUUUUAUAGUGUCGUGGGCUCGGCUGUACUAAAGGCCGACGAUUUCCAGACGCUGGUGUACAAAAUUGCUGCAGUGAUUAAUUCGAGGCCAUUAGUCCCUCACUCUGAAAAUCCUGCUGAUCCGGAUGUCCUGACUCCUAAUCAGUUUCUGCACGGAGGGCCUCCUUCUAGUUUCAGUGAGCCAGACCUGACGAAACUCAACAUAAAUCGGCUAGAUGCUUGA